This is a messenger RNA of Mauremys reevesii (Reeves's turtle), 5632 nucleotides long. It is a transcript of the gene SUCO, whose product is annotated as SUN domain containing ossification factor. The transcript is spliced from 24 exons. NCBI's taxonomy places the organism in Eukaryota, Metazoa, Chordata, Testudines, Geoemydidae. The coding region runs from base 284 to 4057 and encodes 1257 amino acids. Gene Ontology annotation, cellular component: cytoplasm; membrane. Gene Ontology annotation, biological process: regulation of bone remodeling; protein folding in endoplasmic reticulum. The record is from RefSeq and is a predicted model, not a curated record.
UUCCAGCUCAGCGUGUGAAGGGGGGGAUUUGGGGGGAGGGUAACGGCUCCGCUGGGUCCGCUCGCACCGCGCUGGAGAUCGCCUCGAGACGGGGGCAGCGGCUGGGCGCAGUCUCGGGGCGGCGGCGGCGCGAGGCGGGCGGGAGUGGCUGAACCCCCCGCGAGGCUCCGUCCCCAGCGCUCCGUCCCCCUGCCCGGCCGGCCCCGCCGCUCUCAUCCCCCUCGGCAGCAGGCGGGAGGAUGCGCCGCCGCCUCCUUGCCGGGGGAGGCAGAAGGGGGAGACGAUGAGGAAGCCGCCCCGCCGGCUCCUGGCCCUGGGUUCCUGCCUCUUCUUCUGCAGCUCCCUUCUCUGGCUUCCCAGCUGGCAUGUUUUUUGUAAGGAGAGCCCUUCAUCUACAUCACAGUACUCUCCAGAUAACUAUGCCCAGGCAAAUGAGGAUGAGAACAUCCAGGAAAAGGAGGAAACAGGCAGGCCCAUUGGAACAGAGUCUUUAGAACAUGUGGACUCAAAUAUACACAAUUAUCCUGGAGAAACUGAUUUACUUGAUGACUGCACAAAAGAAGACCAGACUACAGAAAUGGGUGAAUUAAGUCUGCCUCAGGUUGAGACACUACCUUCAGUAGACUUAAAUGAAGCUUCUUCUAGCAUAGCAGCAAGCAUUGAAAACAUUUCCAGUUCAUCUACCUCAGAGAUCUCUCCAGUCUCGCAGCCUGAUGCAAUAGAAAAUUCCCGUGCUGAUAUCCCUGUAGUCAGCUCUAGUGAAGCUGAGCAGUCAGAACCUGACUGUGAUAUUGGUGGGGCACUUGAGGCUGACCCUCAGAGUGAGCCUUCCUCUUUUGUCAGUCCACCAGAGAGCCUUGUGGGUCAGCAUAUAGAGAACAUCUCUUCUUCACAUGGCAAGGGAAAGAUGACUAAAUCUGACUUUGAGUCAAAGGUUGCAGCAUCUGAAAAUGGGCCAAAGAAGGCAAAAUCUGCUUUGAAUGCUUCAGAUAACUUGAAAAGGGAGAAGGACUAUAAAGCAGGAGAAAUUGACCCUACAUCAGUAAUAACCCCAAAGGACCCAGGAGACAUUCCAACAUUUGAUGAGUGGAAGAAGAAGGUUAUGGAAGUAGAAAAAGAAAAAAGUCAAUCGAUGCACCCAUCCUCUAAUGGAGGACAGCAUGCUACAAAAAAGGUUCAGAAAAACAGAAAUAACUAUGCCUCGGUAGAGUGUGGUGCCAAAAUACUUGCUGCGAAUCCAGAAGCAAAGAGCACAUCAGCAAUUCUGAUAGAAAACAUGGACCUCUAUAUGCUAAAUCCAUGCAGUACUAAAAUCUGGUUCGUUAUUGAGCUCUGUGAACCAAUUCAAGUAAAGCAGCUUGACAUUGCAAAUCAUGAAUUAUUUUCAUCUACUCCUAAAGACUUCCUGGUGUCCAUUAGCGACAGGUACCCAACAAAUAAAUGGAUUAAAUUAGGUACUUUUCAUGCUAGAGAUGAGAGAAUUGUCCAAAGCUUUCCUUUGGAUGAACAGAUGUAUGCGAAAUACGUUAAGAUGUUCAUCAAGUACAUAAAGGUGGAGUUGGUAUCACAUUUUGGAUCAGAACACUUUUGUCCUCUAAGCCUUAUAAGGGUGUUUGGCACUAGUAUGGUUGAAGAAUAUGAAGAAAUUGCUGACUCUCAAUACCAAUCAGAACGACAAGAGCUGUUUGAUGAAGACUAUGAUUAUCCAUUGGAUUACAAUACAGGGGAAGAAAAAUCUUCAAAAAAUCUCCUUGGCUCUGCUACUAAUGCCAUUCUAAAUAUGGUGAAUAUUGCUGCUAAUAUACUUGGAGCAAAAACAGAAGAGAUUUCUGAAGCUGAAGGAAAUAACAGUAUGUCUGAAAAUACCACUGUUGCUGCUGCCACUGCCACUUCAACAGAUGCACCAAAACUGCCUGAACCAACCCUUCUUCCUUCACCAGAGCUUGUAACUACAGAGCUACCACAAGUAGAUAAGGAACAAUUAGUCCUGGAAUUAACAAAGGAGAGCCCCAUUGUUCAGCUAGUUCAAGAGUAUGAAGAGGAGGCAAGUCAGUCAACGGUGACCCUGCUGCCUAGUGAUGAACAAGAGGAAGAAACAUCAACAUGGUUUGAAUCUGAGACAGAAAUCUAUUGCUGUGAGCUGGUGACGGUUUGUUGUAUUUCUAGCUUUUCAGAAUAUCUCUAUAAGUGGUGUUCAGCUGCAGAAGCUGUUCAUCGACAACGUAGCAAAACUUCUGAGAGCAAGCAAGGGGAUUACUCUGUUACCAUUCAGCAUUCACAACCAGUUCCAACAGAAUCUUCAAAUGUUUCAAUAGAUGAGUCUCUGCCUGAGAAACUAGACGGUGAAAUUACAGGGAGAGUACCUGGAUCUACUAUUGCAAGUGACUUAAGCAGUGUACUCCAUGAGGAUAUCACUAACCAGACUAUAGAUUCUAUUGAAUUGGAACCCAGUCAUCCUCAGACUGUCUCUCAAUCUCUCCCCUUAGAAGUUACUUCUGAAAUUAAGCCAUUAUCUACAAUGGAGGUCUCCUUGGAGCCUACAAAACAUGAGGCAGCACAGUUAACUUCCCAGAUAAUUCCCCAAGAGGAUACUGUUGAGAUACAUACUGAAGCAGAAAAGAAAGCUGAGAGUUCUGUUUCUGAGAAACAUUCUGUGGUCUCUGAAACAAACGUUGUCAGUGAAUUCAAGGAGAUCAGCACAAGAGACACAGAUUCUGUCCAAAUCCUCUCAAAACCUACAGAGACUAUACCACAGCCUGAAUAUACAAUGGCAACAGUAGGUGAUGUUGGGGAAGCAAAAGUGAGUGCUUCAGAAAUGCAGAAGCAAGUACUGUCUCCUGUGGUAGAAUCUUCUGCAUCAACUGAAAUAAAAUAUGAUGAGCAAACAACUGAAGAAGCUUUUCUAGCUAUUCCUGUUUCUGGUGGACAGCAGAGAAUGGCUACAGAUUUCUAUGCUGAAUUGCAGAAUUCCACAGAUCUAGGUUAUACUAAUGGAAAUCUUGUUCAUGGAUCUAAUCAAAAGGAGUCUGUAUUUAUGAGACUUAAUAAUCGUAUUAAAGCCCUGGAAGUAAACAUGUCUCUCAGCAGCCGCUAUUUAGAAGAACUUAGUCAAAGGUACCGAAAGCAAAUGGAAGAAAUGCAGAAGGCUUUCAAUAAGACUAUAGUAAAGCUUCAGAAUACUUCAAGAAUAGCAGAAGAGCAGGAUCAGCGGCAAACAGAAGCCAUCCAACUGCUACAAGCACAGCUGACCAACAUGACACAGCUAGUUUCCAAUCUGUCAAGAACUGUGGUUGAACUAAAACAUGAGGUGUCUGACCGACAAAGCUAUCUUGUGAUCUCUUUGGUUCUCUGUGUCAUCCUGGGUUUGAUGCUUUGUAUGCAGCGUUGCAGAAAUACAUCUCAGUUCAAUGAAGAUUACCUCUCAAAAAUCCCCAAAAGUAAUCACUACCCAAGCCCCAAAAGAUGUUUUUCCUCCUAUGAUGAUAUGAAUCUGAAAAGAAGAACUUCUUUUCCACUUGUCAGGUCCCAAUCUUUUCAACUAACUAGCAAAGAAGUGGAUCCAGAUGACUUCUACAUUGUAGAACCUCUGAAGUUUUCACCAGAAAAAAAGAAGAAACGUUGCAAAUAUAAAAGUGAAAAGAUUGAGACUAUCAAACCAGCAUCAGAGCCUCUGCAUCCAUUAGCCAAUGGGGAAAUAAAAGGAAGGAAACCCUUUACGAACCAGAGAGAUUUCUCUAAUAUUGGAGAGGUAUAUCACUCCUCAUAUAAAGGUCCGCCAUCUGAAGGAAGCUCAGAAACCUCAUCACAAUCUGAGGAAUCCUAUUUUUGUGGCAUUUCAGCAUGCACAACUCUGUGCAAUGGACAGACCCAAAAGACAAAAACUGAGAAGAGGGCUUUAAAACGAAGGAGGUCUAAGGUUCCAGACCAAGGGAAGUUCAUAAAAACUCUAAUACAGACUAAGACAGGGUCAAUGCCAAGCCUGCAUGACAUAAUCAAAGGAAACAAGGAUAUAACAGUAGGAACACUUGGUGUCACAGCAGUUUCUGGACAAAUCUAAAACUAGUUGAACUUCUCAUACAGGAGAUUUUUUUGUUCAUCUGAGAACAGUCUGUAUCUUGUAAGAGAGUGGUGGGAGAAGAGAUGAACUAACUGGAAAGUAUUCAGAAAUUAUGGUUUCUGCCUUUUUUAAAUAGAUGGGAUUGUGUCAAUCUUGGUUAUGAGUUUCAGCUUUACAAGGCUGACGACUUCCUAUGUGGACAGCUUGGGGGUGGGAGGGAUCGUUUUAUAAAACUUUUUUCACAAUUACUGGGGCAAAGAUUGUUGAAGCCCUGUUUGUUGGGUGGAAUAGGGAUAAAAGCUUAAUCCUCUUCCUUUAGCUUUGUUCCUAUUUCUUGCACCUUCCCGUAUUUAUGUGCCUUUUGUCUAUUUAUAAUGCCACUGGAAGAGGGAGAAAGAUAAAACUGUCAUUUGAUUUCUUUUGUAACUUCUCUCGCUUUUUUGAGGAUGCAACACUACAGUGCUGUAAAAGGACGUGUUGGCGUUCAGCUGGACUCAGUAAUGUGGGCUGGAUACUGUAGAAAUACUAACAUGGUAGACUUGCUGAUUAGAUCUCAGUUUUGAAAACUCACUUGGGGAAAAUAUCUUGUUAGAAGGAAUUGUAAUGCCAUUAAUUGCAUUUUUAAUCAAUUUCAGAUGUGUAUUUUAUUUAGACGCGUUACAUUAAUGACAGCUGUACAGUAACACUCGCUGUAUGUGAAGGAUCUCAUACUGACAAACAUGCCUUUGUUUCCCAGACCGACUUUCGGAAUUCUCUGUUACAAUAUUUAACCAAAAAGGAUUGAUGCUUUAUUUUGGUCACUCUGUUUUCUGUUCUAAGAAUUUGGAAAUUGGGGCCUAUCUACAAGGAGAAAUGUAAGGGUGACUAGGUACAGCUGAAGAUAUAACUAUCCUAACCAGUGCUGGGUACAAGUGCACAUGACAAAUGAAAGUGAGUUUGCCAAGCCUUGAUGAAGUCUAACAGCUCAAGUCUAUUUAAAAGUGGAUAUUUCCAUAAAGUUUGCUUUUGUAUUGGCUAACACAUGUGCAGUGUGUGUGUGUGUGUGUGUAUGUUUUGGUACUUUCAUAUCUGAGUGUUUUUUAUUUUGACCAUGAUUGUAUAUUUGGAUAAAAUAGAAUGUGUGACUGCAUAAAAUGUUAUGAAUGUGUAGCUGAGUGAAUGGGACAAAAGGUUAUUCCUUUUUGAAAGGAGUUAUAGGUUCAUGUUGUAAAACUAAGUUAACUUAUUAAGCACUUUUAGUGGUACCCUUUUUUAAACAGAUCGAAUGCCUUUUCUGGGUAUUGUAUGUAAUGUGACUUAUUUAAAGCCUUUGUUUUUGCUGCUUUCAUGUUAGUUUAUAAAUACUUUAAAGUGAUGUACUUUUUCAGUCGGUCUGCACAAUUAGCCAUUCAGAGCACAUGGAUCUGAUUUAUAGAACAUGUAAUUGGAAAAAGCUCCAAACAAGAAUGAAGAAAAAAUGUUUAUACUAUCUGAGUGCAGCAUACAACAUUGUGGAACAAGAAUAUGUAACUACAGAGCUGUAGUGCCAUUAGAAACUGUGAAUUUCCAAAUAAAUCUGAACACUUGUCUUAUAAA